Molecule: messenger RNA, 862 nt
Organism: Labeo rohita (rohu)
Lineage: Eukaryota; Metazoa; Chordata; Actinopteri; Cypriniformes; Cyprinidae
Product: legumain-like
Exons: 10
Coding region: 80-862 (260 amino acids)
Biological process (GO): vacuolar protein processing
Molecular function (GO): cysteine-type endopeptidase activity
Source: RefSeq, a predicted model, not a curated record
AAAGAAAGCAGGAAGCAGGUUUCACUUGUUUUACGGUAGCUGUUGUUCAACACAUAUUAUUUGAGACUUUGCUCUUAAAAUGGGAUCAUCAAGUUCAAAAUGGGUUAUGCUUGUUGCUGGUUCAAACUCAUGGGAUAAUUAUAGGCACCAGGCAGAUGUGUGUCACGCCUAUCAGAUAGCACAUCAGAAUGGGAUUCCCGACAGUCAGAUUGUGGUGAUGAUGUAUGAUGACAUCGCUAAUAAUAAGAAAAACCCUUAUCCUGGAAACAUUAUCAAUAAACCAAACGGAGCAAAUGUGUAUCCAGGGGUUCCAAAAGAUUACAUUCGAGGGGAUGUAACAACUGGAAACUUUCUGGCUGCUCUCAGAGGAGACAGCCAUGCUGUGAAAAAGAGUAAUCCAAAAGUCAUUGAAAGUGGAAGUAAUGACACAAUAUUCGUCUAUCUGGCAGAUCAUGGAGGUCCAGGCAUAUUUAGCUUUCCUAACAGUACUCUUUAUGCUCAUGACCUCAUUGAAACAAUCAAGGAAAUGGCAAGAAAUUACAAGUUCUUAAAGAUGGUGUUAUACAUUGAAUCCUGUCAUUCCGCAUCAAUGUUCAGGAACCUCCCCAAAAACGUUUGUGUGUACGCUUUGACUUCAGCGAGAGAAGAUGAGAACAGUUAUGCCUGUUUUUAUGACCCUCUGAGGAAAACCUAUCUCUCUGAUGAAUUCUCAGCUUUGUGGAUGCACUACACUGAAGCGAAUGACCUUGAUGAUAAAACAUUUCAGGAUCAGUUUAUUUAUCUUCAGGGAAGGAUGAAGAAUUCUCAGCUCCUGCCGUUUUGGGGACAUGGUAAAAACACUUUACACAGCAUACAUCAAUAA